Molecule: messenger RNA, 264 nt
Organism: Linum tenue
Lineage: Eukaryota; Viridiplantae; Streptophyta; Magnoliopsida; Malpighiales; Linaceae
Source: the annotation of a GenBank genome assembly
AUGGCCGGAUUCAGGAAUUUCGUGUGCCUAGUAACGAUUCUGUCGUUGCUUUCGCUGCUUCCAUUGUCGUCGGAGUCCAGGGCACUUCAUCAUCCCCUGGAUGCAUCCACGGCGAGAAUGAAUUUGAUCAGAGCGAUUCGAGCAUUUGGCGAGAGCCAGGGUCACAACGACGAAGCAGCUGGAGGAAGUAAGAGCAAGAGCAGAGCUGCUUAUUAUGCUUCCAAGAGACUGAGUCCCGGAGGCCCUGAUCCGCAUCAUCAUUGA